AUGGCCCCGGUAAAGAAGACCGUUCUUAAAAAUGAACCUGGCGAGCAAGCCAUUCGGAUUCCAAAAUGGAAGCAGAACUUCUCAGCAAAUGAGCGAUUGAAGCAAGUAGUAACCAAGGAAAAGGCUGCCGCCGCUGCUCGACAAUGCAUAGAGGCAAUUUUCACGCAGCUCAAGGAAGACAGAAUCCUUGUUGGUGUUCGUGGAAGUACUGGCAGCGGAAAAUCGACCCUCAUAUCGGCUAUUUUGAGGAUGAAUAACUUGCUACCUACAGAGUCGUACAAGGCCUGUACAUCGACUCCGGUUGAGAUAGCAUACAACUAUAGCGAUGAUGAGAACGAACUCUUUCGUGCCGAAGUUGAGUUCGCUACUAGCGAAGAAUGGAAGAACGAACUUGAAGUCCUAUUCCAGGAUGUGCGUGCCCACUUUCGCGAGACCGAUGAAGAUUCAGCUUUUGAAGACCAAGACCGCAAAGAGAGGAUCAUGGAUGGAUUGGCGAAGAUCAAGUCCGUUUAUCCCCAUCUACGUUCCAUCGAGGAUCUCAGAGAUACAUCGGUCGCUGAGCUUAUGGACAACGAAGCGGUUCAAAACGUCUUGAGCUCGACCGCUUUUAUUAGAAGCGGCAGACAGAAACAAUUUUCAGAUUCAAUCGAGAAAUUCAUUUCUGCUGGCGAAUUGGAUCGCAAGGACUUUGCCCACUGGCCGCUUGUGAGGCGCGUCAAGGUCUUCGUUAAGUCCCAAAUCCUCGAGUCAGGUAUAGUUCUAUGUGACUUACCUGGUUCUAUGGACAGCAAUUCUGCUAGAGGAUCUAUUGGUGGGGACUAUCAAAAGCAUCUGGCAGUCACAAUAAUGGUUGCAGAUGCUAGAAGGGGUAUUGAUGAUCAGAAUGCCCACCUCUUGAUGGAGGAGCUCCUAAAGCGUGACCUGCAAAUGGAUGGGUUAUACGAUCCGGAACACCUAUGCUUCGUUCUAAGUCAAUAUGACAGAGACUUUGACAUGGGUGAUUACCUUGCCAAAAAGCCAGUAUUAAAGAAGAGCCUACGUUCUCUCUUUGAGAAGGGAAAAGACCUAAACAAGACUAUGUUUGAACGCCAGCAAAGUCUUGCUGAGGUAGAAGAGUUUCACAAAGAUUGCACAGUCAUGAUUGAAAAAGUUGAGGCCCAAAUAGCGCAACUCAAAACAGCAGCCUUGGAUCGCCAGAGAUCGGAAUUGAAGCGAAAGCGUAGCAUGGAUGAUGACAUGAUAACCGAGAAAAGUUCUUGCAUUGGCCACCAGACGUCAUUAGAAGAGUUAGAAACGAAACACGGCAGGCUAAAGGAGAAAGCAGGGAACUAUGCGGAGGAACAGCUGAGCCUCAAGAAGAGAAUUGAGCAGCUCAACGAUGCCCAAAAGGGCACAAUGUCUCAGAUCGCGGUUGCUUGCUACAAUGAUCGCAAAACGCGACAGAUUGCAGCAGUCCGGAAGGACUUCGAGAAUACUCUACGAGAAAUGGGUAAAGAAAAUCUGACGAAGCCACUUCCAGUUUUCUGCGCCGCGUCAACUACUUUUUUGAAGUAUCAGAACAAGAAUUUCAAGAAGAAGUGUAUGGGCUUCCCCACUAAACAAGAGACUGAAAUACCGCAGCUGAGGGACUGGUUGACCAAAUUCACACUGGAUAACCGGGAGAAGAAUGCUCAGGCAUUUCUUCAGGAUGUUGAGCAGUUAAUAGCUUCAAUGAAGCCUUGGAUUGAUGAUAAGCGAGGUGAUCUCAAGAUCUCCGCUGCUAAGAGAAAGCAGUGGGAGCCCGCAUUACAGGCCCGUAUCAAAGAGCUGAAUCUAAAUCUAGACAAGCUUGGUGUCCGUAUCGUAAAAUCGGCGGAGCAACAGCUUAAUUCUAGACUCUAUUCGAAGAUGCCGCAGGCCGAGAUUGAAGCGGCGAAAGAAUCGCAAAAAACUGUCAUCGACUUUGGGACUAGACUACAGUGGAAUACCCACAGAGCUGUGAAUCAGCGGUCAGGCCAAUGGACUGAUCAGAGAAAAGGGAAGGAUCAUAAGUGGAAUGAACGACUCGUAUUUGACUAUACAUCCUCUCUGGUCCGAGAGUGGACCGAGACAUUCUACGGUAACACAGGUAUCAAACAGGACUUUGGUUUCUAUAUUGAAGCUGCAAGAAAGCUCAUUGCCGACUUUGCAAUUGUAGCAACGGACAAAGUGAUCUACCCCGAGCUUGCUCUGGAACUUGACCUCUUGAAGUCACAAUUUGAGAAGGCAAAUGAUCUUGUUCCUUUCAAGACUGGAAAGAUUACCGCGGAUCUUGAUGCGAUGGUCCGGGACUGUCAUAGAGUGGUGGCGGCGCCUGCGGUUAAGAAAUACUUGGAGCCUAUGUAUGCAAAAUGUGCAGCUCAAAGAGGCGAGGGCCAUUUCCGCAGAAAUAAGGAGACACAUUUAGUCCAGAUGAGGGACAAGGGUGUUCAAAUGCACCACAGUGCCACUCUAGCGAUGAAAAAGGCAAUCAAAAAACUAUUUGACAGCCUUCCAUCCAAGCUCUCUGCGAGCCAUCUUGAAAUCAUAAAACAGCUUGAGAAUGACACCGAAGUAUUUUUUGAGCAUCACAGCUCUACCGGAACUCGAACUACUUCCAGAAGGGUUAGCUCACCUGCCAAAGUCAAACUGCAGACAGACCUCGAAGAUUGCCUUGGCAACCUGUAUCGUGCUUGGGAUGAUGAUGUUCCUUACGAGGUAGAAGAUGCGGAUAAUCUUGAUAGCUUCGAAUUUGAACAAGAUGAUAGGUUUUGCAUCCUUGCAAACGCUGAUGACGAUGGAGAUUACGUCUAUGGAGUCGAUGAAUAGGACGGUUUUUAAAUUGAGGGAUGCUAGGUUAUGGGACACAGGCGACGGGCGCUGAGCAGAUUCAUUCAUGGCGUUUUACGUUCCACAUGCAAGCUUUCAUUGGGUGCUGGGCCUCGUUUUCUGCUGAAUUCUCGGUGAUUUACUGCGUCAAACAUAGAAUCUAUGGAGUUCAGACAAUACAGAAUGCUCUGACCUCUUGGCAAUUUUGAGACGCAAUAAGCAGAGCUCUCUUCCUCGGGCUCUUCUUUUUUAGCUCC
Amorphotheca resinae ATCC 22711 is the source of this 3083-nucleotide messenger RNA. RefSeq lists its product as hypothetical. NCBI's taxonomy places the organism in Eukaryota, Fungi, Ascomycota, Leotiomycetes, Helotiales, Amorphothecaceae. The record is from RefSeq and is a predicted model, not a curated record. The transcript has 7 exons. Bases 1 to 2826 code for a protein of 941 amino acids.